UCUAACGUCACUCCAACUAGACACGCUUAUCGUGUUCGUCCAUGGCGUUGAAGUUGAUUUUGCUUUACUUUCUUUGGCCUCAUGUUAUUCAAUGAUCGGUCAUCGUGCUACACAACCCAAAGUUGCAUGUCACAACUGCCGUCGAGGUCGCCGGAGAUGCGAUCGUUCGAUUCCUACCUGCAUAAAAUGUCACUCAACCGGCCAAGUCUGUCUUGGUUACGGAUCCAUUCUUCACUGGACGAACAGUAUAGCAAGUCGAGGCAAAAUGAUGGGAAAGUCGUUUGCUGUCAUGAUGCCAUCGGGAUCACGGCUUGACAAUCCUCGUGACUGUAGUACUAGUCCAGUCAUCGCCUCAGCAUUUAUGUCGCCUCGAGACGAUGGAAGCCCAGCUUCCUCUGAUUCAGCAUCAAGCUGGUGUCUAGAACUAAACGAUCCUGUGUUUCACGAUUUGAGUCAAACGUAUAGAUUUUACUUGUCUUAUUACGACAGACAAGUAUGUAAGGACCUUGUGCUUCAUGAUUCCCCCACACGAAACCCAUUUCGGGACCUGUUAUCUCUUGCCGGCAACUUUACAAUCUUACAGCAUAUACUUGUUGCGAAUGCUGCCCUGCACCUUGCAAACGCCACAAAAAAUGAAGAAUUUACCUGGGAUGCACGAAAGGAAAUAUGUCCCAAGGCAUACAGAGACGCACUGGUGGCGAAACAAAAAGCGUUAUGUCUGCUUUCUGAAGCUCUGGCCGACUUCAAUUCCAUAAGUUCAGACAUUAUCCUGGCUGCCAUCAUGCUCUUCAUAAAAUUUGAGCUCUUGGAUUACGGGGCAAACGCAUGGAAGUUUCACACAGACGGUGCGAGACAACUUCUGGCAUACUUACGCCAAAACGGAAAGACAGACCUGUCUAUUACGACCGGUUUACGAAACUGUCUAAUUUCAAACUGUGUGGUCUAUGACAUUUUUGGCACCACGCUCACCGCUCCGAACAUGGAUAAUGACGGUUCCGUCUCUGAGUCUCUCCAGGAGCUCUACGAAAAUGCAGAAGUCCAGGCAAAUAUUUGUCUCUCCUGCCCCCCACUACUGCUACAAGUCAUCCGAGACGUUUCUCGUCGUUCUCCACUGCCUAGUUCUGAAAAGCUCCUAGCAGUCGUAGAUGCCUUUAAUCCAAAGGCGUGGGUCAGCUCCUUGCAACGCGUGUCGUCAUCAUUUGAUGUUGAGAUGCGCACCCACAUUGGUUUCGCAUAUCAAGCAGCAACGAAAAUUUACGUCCUAAGAGCCACUGUACCCUCUAAUCCCUUGAUCACCGACAGAGAUUCACUUGAAGAUCUCGUCUCUGAAGUUAUCGCUCACCUUAAGUACGUUCCGAUAGACGACCCUUUUUUCAAAACAACGUGUUGGCCGGCUUUCAUCGCUGGGGCCGAGACGAACGACGAGAAUAACCGUUCGUGGGUCUCUUACCAUUUCAAGAUGGGGCAGAAGACUUUGCCCUGGGGCUACCUAUCAAAUGCUCUUGACCUUCUACAACGUGUCUGGACAGACAAAUGCCGUCAAGAAACAAGGACGGAUUGGCUGAUGAACCUAAAAUUGUCGGAGAAUGACUGGCUCAUUGCAUAGUAGAGACGUGUAAAACUUGUGGAUGCGCAGAACGAAGCAAAGUGCAUUUGUGUCUGUACAUACUCUCAGACCUUAAUGAUAAACUCGUUCAGCUACAAGCAUGUCGAGUGGUG
Verruconis gallopava is the source of this 1719-nucleotide messenger RNA. RefSeq lists its product as uncharacterized. Gene Ontology annotation, cellular component: nucleus. The record is from RefSeq and is a predicted model, not a curated record. The transcript is spliced from 3 exons. The coding region runs from base 92 to 1606 and encodes 504 amino acids. NCBI's taxonomy places the organism in Eukaryota, Fungi, Ascomycota, Dothideomycetes, Venturiales, Sympoventuriaceae. Gene Ontology annotation, molecular function: zinc ion binding; DNA-binding transcription factor activity, RNA polymerase II-specific; transcription cis-regulatory region binding. Gene Ontology annotation, biological process: positive regulation of transcription by RNA polymerase II.